CGUGUGUACAUUUUGCCAAAGCCAACUCUUACGUGGGCAGCAAGAUAAACACCUGUUACAUUUUAUAUACGCUUCAUCUUCAAAUCAGUUCAGCGGUGUAGCUUAUGUUGCACGCCCACCCAUUGCAAAUGUACUCGAGUAAUCAUGUUAGAAAAUAUUUUUAUUGAAAUUAAAUAAACAGAGCGCGAAUGCUAUUAUAGAAACAAAAAUAACGCGCUACUAUCGAAGCGCCGCCAAAUUCAGUUUCGGAACAUACGUUUCGCGCGAACGCUGUCAUCAUAUUAAAACUAUUCGCGGGUAAAAAAUAUCAAACGAGUUUCCGUUGACGCGUUUAAAAGGAUUUUUCACGCGCAAAAUAUCGAGUGAAUAUUUUCCCCCUGUGGAGUUUAUGUGCUCAAAAUGUUUAACAAUACGACCAGUUACAAAUCCAACUCCGGAACCAGUUAUUUAAAGAAAUCGGAAACAAAAAUACCAAAAGUAAAGCGGAAGCAAGGAAUGUGGGGCGGCGGUGCGCAGUGCGUGCACGCUUCGCUGCCGCGUGGCUCGCGCGCGCAGCCUGCGCCCACGCUCAGCGGGGCCAUCGCCAGCCGCCGCCCGCCCAGGCCGUCACCACCAUCUCCAACCCUAGUGGCCCAAAUUGACUCUUCAGUUGCGUGCCUGUGGCUGCUGACGCCGCUGUCGGCCGGCACCGCAGUAGUAGCUGUCCUCGUCGCUGUAUCCACAAACAACUGGCUCCACACACAGGAAAACAUGCUGAACCCUUCGUAUAAUGGCACCGGGAAGCACGACCUCGUUGCCAAACAAACCGUGUCUGGGUUAUGGAGAAUUUGUCAUACGGAUCCUGGGAGCACGGUGUUUCGAUGUUUGGAUAUACCGUAUUUUCCACUAUCGCAGUAUCAGCCUGAUCCAAGCGACUCCACAAAUGCAAUACCAUAUGUGGUGACGCGGUCUGCAGCCCCUUUGUUGCUUGCUGUGUUUACUCAGGCGGUCGGAGCACUUUGCUGCGUCCUAGGACACUGCGUAAAAGGACGGCGGCUGUGCACAUUUAUUGCUGGUGUUCUGUUCAUUGUUUCUGGACUUAUAAUGCUUACUGGGAUCGUCAUGUACAUAUCGGUAUUUAAAUCACAAGUUGGCCACAAGCUGCGGUAUAUGACCUUUUGGGAUACUCCUAGAAUGUCAUACAGCUACGGAUACUCUUUUGGGCUAUACAUUAGUGGGUUUGUCGCCGCUGAACUAGCAGGCACCUCAGCCAUUUUUCUAUUUCUACAAUGGUACCAAAAAGACUGGAUAACCGAGUUAACGGAAAAAGCCAAAGCUGAUUGCCGUGCGUGGGAUCGAGAAUAUGCCUUCACGGAAUUCAGAGAAAGAGAUUCUACAUUACUGGAAAGAAGGAUGAUGAAAAGAGACACGUAUCCUCCAACAGGGUCAUCAGCAGCAACGCCUAGAGAACGAAGACGUUUCGUUUUCGACGGUGAUGAAAUGCCACACUGCUCAAUACACAAUAAAAAUAGAAGAAUAAAUUUAAGUUCAGCUUCAUUAAAGGAUUUGUCUUCGUCAACCCUUUACGGGUUCCCAGCGGCGCCGCGGCCAACCGCCUGCGACAACUACUUUGAAGAAUUCAAAGAGGUUCCUCAAAGUGCAAAUACUUUAAGUGGUUUAAGAAGUGCGUCGAUAUUCCAGUCGCAGGCGUCCGUUGCAAGCGGUCGGUUCCUGGAUACUUCGGCGGUAGAACCUCCGCCUUCGAGAGAAGAAGAAAUGGUGACGUUUGGUGCCGGCGCGAGGGUUGUCGAGGAUCAACAUCCAGCGCGACACGAUCGUGCUGUGGGCACUGAUCCAUACCGGAGAACAACACCAGUCUGAUCCAUGAACUUGGGUUUCCGACCCCGAAUAUAAAGCAUAUCGAGAAGUGAUAAGUGACAAUGCUAGUUAACGUACUAUUUGUAUAGUUAAUGUUCGUACUUAGCCGGAUACAGACAAGAAGUGUCUUUCGAAUUUAUGAACGUACAUAGGUGCAUACGUGACAUGUGUUAUAAAAUUUUUAAUUGUUAAAAUUCCUUAAAUAAACACUGCCAUUUGUCUA
Trichoplusia ni (cabbage looper) is the source of this 2080-nucleotide messenger RNA. It is a transcript of the gene stg1, whose product is annotated as voltage-dependent calcium channel gamma-4 subunit. The coding region runs from base 400 to 1860 and encodes 486 amino acids. Gene Ontology annotation, biological process: neurotransmitter receptor internalization; neurotransmitter receptor transport, postsynaptic endosome to lysosome; transmission of nerve impulse. Gene Ontology annotation, cellular component: postsynaptic density membrane; AMPA glutamate receptor complex. Lineage: Eukaryota; Metazoa; Arthropoda; Insecta; Lepidoptera; Noctuidae. Gene Ontology annotation, molecular function: channel regulator activity; voltage-gated calcium channel activity. The record is from RefSeq and is a predicted model, not a curated record. The transcript has 6 exons.